UAUAACAGUUCUUUGUGAUAGUUAUCAUCAACGCUGAAAUCCGUGUUGUUAUUCCACUUUUUUCAACAUCAUUUUGGAAAUGGAGAUGAGCGAUAAUGUGUAUGCAAAUUCAGGAAUUACAGCAGAUGGCGGAUCUACUGAUUCAAAUGCAAGCAAGAAUUCAUACGAAGAUAUCUAUGCGAAUGAAGACGUCCUGGAGACUAAUGUGACCAGAAGCCAUAAAGCAACCAUGACCUCAGUUUCAGGAAUGCAUGUGACAGGAAUUAGAUGCUACAGACUGACUGCAGUGUGUCUGGGGCUGCUGUGUGUUCUCCUCCUGGCUGCCAUCGCAGUGCUGUGGGUCAAGUUCACCACAGAGAGAGACCAGUUACAGUCCAGUUACACCAACCUGACUAUAGAGAGAGACCAGUUACAGACAAGUUACACCAACCUGACUAUAGAGAGAGACCAGAUAGAGAAGGACAGAGAUGGCCUCCAGAAGAAGCUGCUUGAAAUAGCCAUCAAACAGGGAUGGAGAUACUUCAGCUCUCAUAUAUACUACAUCUCUGCUGAUAAGAAGAGCUGGAGCGAGAGCAGACAGGACUGCAGACAGAGAGGAGCAGACCUGCUGAUCAUAAACAGCAGAGAAGAACAGGAGUUCAUCAAUAUAACUUUUGGUGGUUAUGAAGCUUGGAUUGGUCUGACGGACGAGAGCACAGAAGGGAUUUGGAAAUGGGUGGAUGGCUCCCCACUGACCACUGAGUUCUGGUGGGAGAGGGAGCCCAAUGAUUAUGGAGGAAAUGAGGAUUGUGCCAUAACUGGUUAUAGAGGUGCUGGUUCUGAUAGUGUAUCAACCUGGGCUGAUUAUCCUUGUAGUCAUCCUGUAGUUGGGAUCUGUAAGAGAAUGCUUAACAGCAAGUGAAUGGUAGUUACUACUGGAAAUGAUUUGAAAAAGAGGACUCUGCCAUCAUUAAUGCAUGCAUUAAACGGUCUCAAUUAUUAAAAUGUUUUAAUAACU
Pygocentrus nattereri (red-bellied piranha) is the source of this 997-nucleotide messenger RNA. Its product is annotated as CD209 antigen-like protein A. The transcript has 5 exons. Lineage: Eukaryota; Metazoa; Chordata; Actinopteri; Characiformes; Serrasalmidae. The record is from RefSeq and is a predicted model, not a curated record. The coding region runs from base 80 to 901 and encodes 273 amino acids.